Messenger RNA from Aspergillus saccharolyticus JOP 1030-1, 3022 nucleotides. RefSeq names its product SNF1 family serine/threonine-protein kinase. Gene Ontology annotation, cellular component: cytoplasm. Gene Ontology annotation, molecular function: ATP binding; protein serine/threonine kinase activity. NCBI's taxonomy places the organism in Eukaryota, Fungi, Ascomycota, Eurotiomycetes, Eurotiales, Aspergillaceae. Gene Ontology annotation, biological process: protein phosphorylation; intracellular signal transduction. The record is from RefSeq and is a predicted model, not a curated record. Bases 449 to 2857 code for a protein of 802 amino acids. The transcript is spliced from 4 exons.
CACGCGGCUCAUCAUUGACUUGAUCAGUUCAUCAGUAGUGCAGGGGUUUCCAGACAGCUGAGCUCUGCCCGUUUCCGCUCCUCCUUCCGCCCCGCUGAGGAAGCGCCAACUGGUGAACCGUUGUUGACUCUCUGCUGGCUGCUAUUCUUGAGCUCUUGUCGCCCGCCCAACCCAUCCCAACUCCACUUGAGCCAGAUUGUGGGGGAGCGCAACCCGUCGACCUUUGCCUCCCUACCAGUCUCUAUUGCUCCUUAUUGGCUUCUACAACAACUUACCAAGAAGAACCCAUUUCCCUUUGUAACAGAAACCCAGAAGCUCCCCCCUCUUUCGCUUUCUCCGCUCAAAAUCCAUCACGUCACGUUGUCCUUCAUCUCACAAUCAACCCCCGAACUCGCCGAACCGACGUCGGCUCUGAUCUCCCACACCCGCCCCCCCCAAAAGGGUCACAAUGGCUGCCGCCUUUGACGACGAAGACCUUUCUGUCUCCCUUCCUCCUUUUGAAGCCGAUCGUCCUCGUGACCGUCGUCCCAGCUCUAACAAUCCUCCUCCCAAUCCCAAUUUCCCUGCCAUGGCGAUGCCUCCGCCAUCCCGCCCGAUCGGAAAAGGCGGCGAGGCCUCGAUGCAGUCCCCGGCUACCACCAGAGACAUGCAGCGCCUUGAUCAAUACCAGACUGUGAAGAUACUCGGUGAAGGCUCAUUUGGCAAGGUGAAAUUGGCGAUCCACCAGCCGAGUGGUCGGCAGGUCGCGCUCAAGUUUAUCUCCCGUCGCAAAUUGCUUUCCCGAGACAUGGUCGGUCGUGUCGAACGUGAGAUUCAGUACUUGCAAUUGCUGCGGCACCCUCAUAUUAUCAAGUUAUACACCGUCAUUGCGACCAAAACUGAUAUCGUCAUGGUCCUUGAAUAUGCUGAGCGGGAAUUGUUUGACUAUCUGGUGAAGCGCGGUCGCUGCAAUGACGCCGAAGCUCGCAAAUUCUUCCAGCAGAUCAUAUGUGCAGUGGAAUACUGUCAUCGUCACAAGAUCGUUCACCGUGACCUGAAACCGGAGAACCUGCUCAUUGACCGGGAGAAGAACGUUAAGAUCGCUGAUUUCGGUCUGAGCAACAUUAUGACAGACGGUAACUUCCUCAAAACGAGUUGUGGUAGCCCGAACUAUGCAGCACCCGAGGUCAUUUCGGGAAAGCUCUAUGCAGGGCCAGAGGUCGAUGUAUGGAGCUGCGGUGUCAUUCUAUACGUGCUGUUAGUGGGAAGACUUCCCUUCGAUGACGACUAUAUCCCUGCCCUCUUCAAGAAAAUUGCGGCCGGGAACUUUCACAUGCCUGCGUACAUCUCGUCCGGGGCUGCUCGGUUAAUCCGGUCCAUGUUGCAGGUUCACCCGGUUCACAGGAUCACCAUUCCAGAAAUUCGCCAGGAUCCCUGGUUCUUAGAAGGGAUUCCAAAAUAUCUACAGCCUCCGCCAGAGGAGUUCAUUGCUACUGGCGUGGACCCAAAUAAAGCUAUAGAUCCACGCAAGCUUGCACCAGGAAAACCCCUGUCCGUGCAGCAUAAGAUCCACCAGAUCGCCAUUUCCAAAUUGGAGCGGAGCAUGGGAUACACGCGCGAGGAUAUUGAAGACGCCUUGAAAAAUCCUGAGCCAAGCGCCAUCAAAGAUGCUUUCUUCAUUAUCAUGGAAAACGAGAUGAUGCAGACGAACUCGCCAACAGACGACAAUCUUAUGGGCCCUUCUGUCGCUCCCUCUCCACCCCCGGAUCGGAUGCCUCAGCCCUCAGCAGCGGCUGGCCGCCCAAAUAUCCCGCUAAGCCAAGGAUCUGCGUUGGAUGCCCCCACAAGGCCGCGAAGUGGCUCACAGCGUCAACCGUCGCAAUUGUCGCAGCACAGCAACUCCGAUGAUCUUGACGCGCCGCGAGUUAGCCAUGUUCGAAUUUUGCCGACAAGUGUGCCGUAUGUACAUGAUCAGCUUAUGGAACAGCGGGAACGUGAGCAGAGAGAACGAGCUGCGGAGCGGUCAUCUGAGGAGCAGGGACGUUUAGAGUCUGCAGAUGACUCGAACGGCAAUGGUCAACCGGGGCGCUCGCUAGACGAGCAAGAGGUGACUGCAAGGGCACUCAAACCGCAUUCCCGCAGUAUCGUCGAUCUUGACAAGCUCCGCCUGCAACCGCCCGAGGGUCGCAGCGCCCCGCACCAGCCCAAACGGUCGCGAAAGUGGCAGUUUGGGAUUCGCUCUCGUAAUCAACCAUACGAGGCAAUGCUCUAUCUUUACAAGGCCAUUUCGGCUCAGGGAGGCAUCUGGGAAAUUGCCCCUACCGGAGCAGAUGGCUUGCAAAUAGGGGAGCAAUGCCCGGACGAGCCUAUGCCGCUGCAAAGCAAGUACCCGGAUCUACCAUCAGAUUACUACAUUCCCAAGGAUCCUUGGUUCAUCCGAGCGCGUCUCUUGAAGGAGGGAGUCAAGGCUCCCGGCCAGUCUGCCAGUGUGCACAGCAGCCGCAGUGAUUUGAACCUCGAAGACUUGCGGCGACGGUUCAAUCUAUCCAGCGGUCCAUUCUCGGCCGAUGACAAGAGCCUCACGCCGGACCAUCCGAGCAUCUCGAAUCCUUCUUCGGCGACUCAAGCUCACACAAUCUCCCGCAUUUCGUACGGAGUGUGGGUUUUCGUUGACAUUCAGCUGUAUCAGUUGGAAGAAAACAACUACAUGGUUGACUUCAAAUGUGAUGGGUAUCAGAACGUGAUUCGUGGCGAAGGCAACGGUGAUUGGCAUCCCAUCAGUAAAAGGUUCCGGAACAAGGAGAAGGAAGUGACCAGCCCAUAUCCGUUCCUUGACGUGGCCUCGGAUUUGGUGGCUCAGCUAGCGACUGCUAGCUAAAUAAUGCUGCAGUUGUUGAAUACUUUCUCAAGGCGUUCGUGGGGCUUUCUGGAGCAUUUUAUGGGUGGCAUUUGGCGUUUGUUUCCUUGUCUAGCAUUAUAUUUAUCUUCAUGCUGGCAUCUCUUAUAUGAAGCCUAUGAAAUUGGCUACGAGGAAAGAACAAAC